Sugiyamaella lignohabitans is the source of this 2385-nucleotide messenger RNA. It is a transcript of the gene SFL1, whose product is annotated as Sfl1p. The record is from RefSeq and is a predicted model, not a curated record. Gene Ontology annotation, molecular function: sequence-specific DNA binding; DNA-binding transcription factor activity. The coding region runs from base 1 to 2385 and encodes 794 amino acids. NCBI's taxonomy places the organism in Eukaryota, Fungi, Ascomycota, Dipodascomycetes, Dipodascales, Trichomonascaceae. Gene Ontology annotation, biological process: regulation of DNA-templated transcription. The transcript has a single exon.
AUGCUCGAGGAUUCGUCCAUCGUCCAUCUGAUCUCGUGGACACCGACAAACGACAGUUUUGUGAUCACGCCGGGAGAGGAGUUUUCCAAGGUGCUAAGUCAGUAUUUUAAGCAUACAAAUGUGUCGAGUUUUGUUCGCCAGUUGAACAUGUACGGGUUUCACAAGGUCAACGAUACCUUUCACGGAUCCAGUAGUAAUAGUAGUGGAGGAGCCAGUGGAGCCAGUGCUGGUGCCAGUGGCAGUGGUUCUGGAAGUGGAUCAGGUGCUGCUGGUACGGAUAAUGUGCAGUGGGAGUUUCGACAUGGCGGCGGGGCGUUUAAACGAGGCGAUGUUGAAAGUUUAAGAGCGAUUAAACGACGAGCAUCGCGGCAGUCGACGACUUCGAAUCGAGACGGAGUCAGUGUAAAGUCGAUUUCGCUGUCAGUCCCAUCGACACCGCCGCCAAGUGGCCAUCAUCAACCCAGCCAAGCAUUACAACAACAACAGCAGCAGCAACAGCAGCAACAGCAGGCGAAUGGAGGAGGUCCAGGAUUAGGUCCAGGAAUGGAAAUGACAUCAUUGUCGAUGCCAGCAUCUCGAUCGCAUCAUACACCAGGAGCCAGUCCGGGAGCCAGUGGCCCAGGAGGUCCAGGAGGUCCUCAUAUGUCGGGUCUUCACAGUCCGGCAAGUGUAGCGCAUUAUAGUCAGUCGACAUCGAGCUCAGCUGAUUGGGAGUACCGGAUUGCAUCGUUAGAACAGGCGGUGUAUCAUUUACAGGACUCGAAUCAGCGACUUCAUGCUCGAAGUAACGGGUUCAGCGAUGUGCUGAGAAAGACAAAUCACUGUCUUGCAUCGUGUAUUGAUAGCAUUUCUCGUGUUGGCAAUAGUAUUAAAACAGCACCAGGAGCAGCAACGUCUAAUGGUGCUAGUACAGCUCCUACACCAUCCAGCAAUAACUCUGGUAAUCCAGUCACCGAAGCAUCACGGACCACAUCGCCUAGAUCUACUUCUGAAGAAGAUGUGGUAGUAGAGUUGGAUCGAAUCCGUCAACAAUUACACACCGCCAGUUUAAUACUGAACCAACUCGACGAUCCAGGAUAUGCCAUUCAACCACCAGUACAAGGAGGACCAUUAACAGGUUCGUCAGUCACUGGAAGUACAGGAGGACUUGGCAGUAUUGGCGGAUCUGGACCAGGAUAUUCACAAAUCCCACCUCCACCACCGCCCCAAGGACGGCCACAACCAUUAGGAAACCAUCAACAAACACCAUUCCAACACAAUCUGUACAGCCAUUUUAAAGAAUCGAGUCGAGAAAGGGCACAAUCAGUUAUUUAUGAUCCCCUAGCGCCAGCACCAGCACCUGCACCUGCACCACCACGACCAUCAGCUGGCCAAUCACAAUCUCAACAACAAAGUCACAACGAACCAUCGAAUGAGACUGGUAAUUCGCAUUUCUAUUCACAUUCACAACCACACGGUUCAUACCAACGAUUCCCUCCACACCUGUAUCAACAGCAACAACAACAGCAAGGAUACUUUAAUUACGUUAAUGAAUCGACGUCUAGUAAUGGAGGAUACAUGCCACCAUCACGAGACCAACGACCUGGAUCGUUCCCACUAGCAACCUCGUCAACUUCAUACCACCGUAUGAACAGUCUUCCCGACUCGAUUCCUCCUAACGGACCCAUCAGUCCAAACCCCACGGCGUCGCAAUUCAGCAGUACAGCAUCAACACCACAAUCCUCUGUCACCAUCAAACCACCACCCACCAACCAACAACCACAACCACAAACACAAACACAAACACCAACCAACCAACCACCUACUCAAUCACAACCACCAGCAAAUCAACAAGCACCAUCACAAUCUACCCAAGCACCAUCUCAACAACAACAACCACCACCACACACCCAUCAAACACAACAACAACCACAAUCAUUACAUCCAAUCCAACAACAACCCCCACACUCGCAACACCCUUCACACAUUCCACCACACUCGCAACUCCCCCAAAUAAACCAGCGUCCCAUCACUAAUUUCCGCAGACACACGUCGGACGAAGUAUACACGAGCGAGUUCCAACCCACCAACCAGCCACUGACAUACAUGCGCCAAGGAAGCAGCAGCAGCAUAGGGACCUCUAAAGGCAGUAUUGGCAGUAUCUCGAGCAUCAGCUCGGUAGCCAGUUCGCCAGGAGCCACUUACCUCCACAAACCAGGCCCCACGAGUCCCCCUAUGAAACACCGCACGAGCAACGGGUCCAUCACCGGCAUUCCACCGCCCGUACCAACCCCCAAUCUCCGCCAAACCACGUCCAGCAGCGUACAAUCGCUUCUCAACCCAGCCUCGUCGUCGGACGACCCCGACGACCGCCAGGUCAAACGACAGCGCGCCGAGGUGCUCUAA